This is a messenger RNA of Argentina anserina (silverweed cinquefoil), 848 nucleotides long. RefSeq names its product histone H1. Gene Ontology annotation, cellular component: nucleus; nucleosome. NCBI's taxonomy places the organism in Eukaryota, Viridiplantae, Streptophyta, Magnoliopsida, Rosales, Rosaceae. Gene Ontology annotation, biological process: chromosome condensation; negative regulation of DNA recombination; nucleosome assembly. Bases 45 to 656 code for a protein of 203 amino acids. The record is from RefSeq and is a predicted model, not a curated record. Gene Ontology annotation, molecular function: structural constituent of chromatin; nucleosomal DNA binding; double-stranded DNA binding. The transcript has 2 exons.
UGUCUGCUCUCAGAAAAACCGUCGUUGUUUGUUCUGAUUAAGCGAUGUCUGCCACCGAAGAAGUCCAAGCUCCAGCCGUCGAGGCCCCGCCGGCGACGGAGGAACCCAUCAAGGCUGAAGAGAAGCCGGUGAGGGGGAAAAAGCUCGGAGAUCUGAAAGAGAAGAAGCCCAGACAGACCAAAGCCAAAGCCAAACCCAAAACUGCUGCCCACCCUCCUUAUUUUCAGAUGAUCAAGGAGGCACUGUUGGCUCUGAACGAGAAGAGUGGCUCGAGCCCAUACGCCAUAGCCAAGUACAUGGAGGAGAAGCACAAAGCGGUGCUUCCGGAAAAUUUCAAGAAGACUCUGGCUCUGCAACUCAAGAACUCGGAGGCGAGAGGGAAGCUGAUCAAGGUCAAGGCCUCUUACAAGUUGUCUGUGGCAGGGAAGAAGGACCAAAGCACUGUCAGAAGAACAACUCGAUCUUCUAAGCCCAAGGAAGAGGAGAAGAAGAAGAAGACCAUGACCAAGCCUAGGACCAAGGCUGUUAAGGCAACUGCUACUCCGAAGAAGAAUAAGCCGGCGAAGAAGAACAAGAAAUCGAGCGCAACAAGGCCGAAGCAGCCCAAAUCGAUAAAGAGCCCGACUGCUAAGAAACCCAAGAAGGCUGCUGCUUGAGGCGUGUCGGGAAGUUGUAUAUAAGUCUAGUGGUAAUAAGUUGAAGAAGGUUAAUUAAUGGUUCUGGUGUUUUAGGACUGUUGCUCUGUUUCUGUUUUGGGAAUGUGAUGAAUGUUUAGGUUAUGAAUUGCACGGGGUCUUUAAUAUGGUAGCUUUUGGGUUUAUGAUGGAAUGAAACAGACUUUUUCUAUU